AUGCUGCUCCCUGUGGCCCCAGAGAGAGCCCGAUUCGUUUGUGCCAUCCCCGACGACACCCCUGCAAACAGCUGCUCCGAGGGUCCCACUGCAACAGGAGCCUGGCGCCAUCGCCACGCGGCCUCCUGGGUCAGCAGGGACCCUGAGAUGAUCGCCAGACGGCCCACGUCGGGGCAGGCAGAUGUGGGGGCCAGUGAACGACACGUGGCAACACCACCAUCCCGGGAGACACAUGGCGCAGAAGUGGCUGAUGUCAGCUCCGGCUGA
This is a messenger RNA of Rangifer tarandus platyrhynchus (Svalbard reindeer), 267 nucleotides long. The record is from the annotation of a GenBank genome assembly. Lineage: Eukaryota; Metazoa; Chordata; Mammalia; Artiodactyla; Cervidae.